AUGGAUAGCAAUAAAAACAAGGAGUGCUGUUACAGCAACGGUGGCGGUGGGCUUACCGUAGUCAUUGGUACGGACUGUAUCGCCAAGGCAGUGUCUGCUGCAAAGUACCAGAAUCAGUUCAACAACAACAACCUUAUCGAACAGGAAAACCUGAUGCCACCGGUGCAUGAUCGAGUGUCCGGCAUGGUGCAGGACGACAGCUCGCCCUCCACGUUGCCCCAGCAGAAUGGCGUAGCGUCAAAUGAAUCGCCGGUGAAAGAUAAAGUUCUUGCGGAAAAUGGAUCUUCCCGUCAUUUCGCAUCCGUUUUUAAUCAAUCAUCCUCAUCCGUCUCUGCUGGCAGUGAAACUCCAUCGGAACGAUUGCUUCCGAACCUGCAAUCAUCCGUGAACUUCUUUAUUACGGGCACUAACAACGUUACUAAUUUUAACCCUACCACUAACGGGACAGGCGCGGACCAUCUCCGAGCUCCUGGACAGGGGAGCAACGGUUACGUCCCACCGACUGUAGAUCCUGCCUCUAAUGGUACGGAAGAACCUCAUGACAAUGUAUCAAGUCAAGUAGAUGCGGAAGUACCCAAAUUUAAUGCCCGUGAAGACUCUAGUCCACCGGAUGAAGGUGAUUUUUCGGACAACAAUUCGCUCGGCAACCUAUCGUACGUGAGCGAGAAUGGUCUCAUUGAGGAAAUCAUUCUACUACCGAAUAACGCUUACUCCGAUGAUGAUAAUGCUUCCACGUCGGAUGACUGUAUCUAUGCGUACCGUGGUGGAGAACCGGACGGUGCUGCUGGGCAGCUGUUAGACCUGCAGGGUGAUUUACCACCGGACGACGAAACGGAUUUCCUCGAGAUGGAUUUCGACCCGGAACCUAGCUCGGAGAUGGAAAAUUUUAACAGGCAGUCGGAUUUUAUGCUCGGUUUGGACAAUGAUAAGUUUGCUGGCGUAGCGAGGGCUGCAGACGGACAGGAUAAUGCAGGGAAUGGACCGCGUUUGUCACCCAUCGUUGCACGGUCCCCUACGGUGCCGCAACACAAUUUAAUACACCAAGAAUCGGGUCCAUUUCCGAUGGAAAACGAAGCUACAUCACAGAAAGGAAAUGAAACGGGUUUACAUCGUGUACCGGAAUCAAACGACACACGAUCACAACUAUCAGCUCCGGUACAAACGCUUGCUUCGCUGGUGGAAGAGUCUAAAGCGGUAGCUACUGUACACGAUCAACGGGAGCUUAAUGUUGGCGCCAUGGAUAGUUUUGUACCAAGCGUAAAUCGACUGGAAGCUCAAAAAACCGGUGCCAUUCCAAAAAAUGUUCCUAUUCUGAUGGAACGUUCUACGCCGACCGAACGAGAAGGUUUGCCCAACUCAAAGAACCUUCGACUAGAGCUUAGCUUACAAACGGAUGACUCGGGUUUGGUCGACACAUCGCACCGCUACCAGCAAUGUUCUCCCUUUUAUUACAAAUCUGCAGAGUUUGGUGUUAGCAAACGUUCGAAGGGAGUAUUGGAAGCGUCCGGAGAUGAAGAAACGCACUGUUUGGACUGUGCAGAACAAGAGUUCCUGAUGCGGACGAAGCAAGAUCCUACCAGGCAGAGGUUUUGUAACGUUUGCAAUGCAACGAAACAGGAAGCUAAAGGACGAUCGUUGGCAAACGGUGCUGUGCGAUCAUAUGCACGAGAUAGUACAGGGCGUGUCGAACCGCAAGGCUUUUUCUCGCAAGGAUCGGACCGAGAACUGCCAAAAGAAGACGAUGAGACGGCGGUGGAUGAGCUGUUGGAUCUUCGUGCCGAACAGAUCGUAUAUGAUACGUUGCAUAAAAUCAACACACUCAAGGAAAUGCCACCGACCGGCGGGCAGGCGCGUGUUAAUCGUUAUCAAAGCAAGGGCAACGUGCCGAAGGUGUCAGAACAGCACGAAGCCGCCAAAACAAACAUUGGCUGGUAUGAUCAACAAGUUCCGCGUGUCGGUACUAAAAAGAUGCAGGAAGAGGAGCAGAGCGUAACGAUAUACACGUUUAACUGCAGCCUAUUGACAAUAAUGGAAUCAUUGACAUGUUUUGGCCUUACACCGAAUCAGGAAGUGCUUCGGCAGUACUUUUACGACCAGUACGAAGUCGACACGUCCAAGAUGACCAUACCGCAGUAUCUGCUUCACAUGUCCAAGCGCGACUGCAACUACAAGAAACUGAUCGACGCCAUCAAAUCAAGCUGUGAUGAUGAACUGUUGGAUAUACAAUACUACCCGCUUCACCCUUUCUCGGACAUGCCAGAAACAGUGGAAAUUUGCUCCAGUGAGAUUGCAAAACGAUGGACCGCUAACACUAACUUGCGACAAAUUAUUCACUUUAAGCACAAACACUUUCACACGCUAAAUGUUCUUGGUAAAAUAGUGAACAUUCUUCGGCAGCCUUCACGUGGUCGGCACACAAACCACAUGAUCAGUAUACCACAGUACUACAAGAGCGGAAUUAUCAAGAUCCGGCGGAUAGGCGUUUGGAGUGCGGAUUAG
Messenger RNA from Anopheles marshallii, 2499 nucleotides. RefSeq lists its product as uncharacterized. Bases 1 to 2499 code for a protein of 832 amino acids. The transcript is spliced from 6 exons. The record is from RefSeq and is a predicted model, not a curated record. Lineage: Eukaryota; Metazoa; Arthropoda; Insecta; Diptera; Culicidae.